This is a messenger RNA of Protopterus annectens (West African lungfish), 816 nucleotides long. RefSeq names its product probable ATP-dependent DNA helicase HFM1. NCBI's taxonomy places the organism in Eukaryota, Metazoa, Chordata, Ceratodontiformes, Protopteridae. The transcript is spliced from 7 exons. The coding region runs from base 1 to 816 and encodes 271 amino acids. The record is from RefSeq and is a predicted model, not a curated record.
AUGAAAACACAGAAUGUAUUUCGUCAACCAACAGCGCAUGCAGAGACUGCCAGAGAGAUUGUCUAUAAAGAAGACAGAAAAAGGAUAUGUAACCACAUGUGCAAGAAUAAGGACAGAUGUGGCCAUGAAUGCUGUAAAACUGGAGUAAAAACUGCGCCAUGUUCAGGUACCGUGAAGAACUCGAAUAUUUCCUCAUACAUAUGUGAUCUUAGGACUAGAAAUGUAUCUUCAACAGCUCCUCCAGUUAAACGUUUGAAGAUGAAAAUGGAAAAUGAAUCUCGGACUCUAGAUUUAACACAAUUUGCUUAUACAGCAAAAGCAUCAGUACCUAUGGCACUUAGCUGUGAAAAAAUGACAGAGCAUUCAUCAACUCCAGCGCAAGACUGGGAUUAUCUAGAUGCAUUUGUAAGAUCUAGGCAGCAAACACAGUCGGACUACUAUGAAAAAGAUUUCUCAGCAUGGAAACAUUCAGCUGGACAUUCUCAGAGUGGCCUUACAGUAAAUGCACAGAACAAACCCAAUGAAAUCUUGAAAAAGAGCAAUACUGACCCAGAUGACAGUGAUUAUUGGUCAACAGAGUUUAUUAAUGUGACCUUUGAUUUAGGAUGUGAUGCAUGGGAUGAUUAUGAUGAUGACAAUUUAGUGCAUGCCAGCAGUAUUUCAGCUAUGGAUCCAAAGCCAUGUGCAAGGUCCAAGAAUGAUGUGCUCUCAGAUACUGCAAUAUGUAAACCUUUAAUGAAAGAAACACAGAAUCAGUUCAACUGUGAUGCUUCAGACAGGCAAGUUUCAAAGCAUAUCAUACUUCUGUCCCAUUGA